CCGAGCUGGGGACGAGCGGGGCGCCGGGCGGGCGGGGCGCCGGGCGGGCGGGGAUCGCGAAGGCCGCGAGGCCCGGCUGAGUCGAGGUUCCGAGUUUGCGGGUCCCAGGCCCGGCCCGAGCUCUACCCUGCAGGUCACUGGAGCCACCAGCCGUUUGGAGCUGACCGACUGCAGAAGGGGAAGUGGACAGUGAGGCCCAGGCCCCGCGGGGCCGAUGGCCGGCAGACGGCUGCACCCGUGCGGCAUGCGGGCUUUGCUCGGUGCGCUGCUGGUGGUGGAGGUGGUGUCUGGGGCCGGGGGCCUGUCUACAGGGGCCCACGGGAGCCCGCCGUUCCCAGCCUUAAGUUUGAACCAGACCCCCAUAGAAGACUGUCGCGCCGUGUGUGGCCUGAACGCCUCUGACCGCUGUGACUUCAUCCGGACCAACCCCGACUGCCGCAGCGGAGGGGGCUACUUGGACUACCUGGAAGGCGUCUUCUGCCACUUCCCUCCUGCCCUCCUCCCUCUGGCCGUCACCCUCUAUGUUUUCUGGCUGUUUUACCUGUUUCUGAUUCUGGGCGUCACCGCGGCAAAGUUUUUCUGCCCCAACCUGUCGGCCAUCUCCACCACCCUCAAGCUGUCCCACAACGUGGCAGGUGUCACCUUCCUGGCCUUUGGGAACGGCGCACCUGAUAUCUUCAGUGCCCUGGUGGCGUUCUCCGACCCACGCACAGCGGGCCUGGCCCUUGGGGCGCUGUUUGGCGCGGGCGUGCUGGUGACCACGGUGGUGGCCGGGGGCAUCGCCAUCCUGCACCCCUUCACGGCCGCCUCCAGGCCCUUCCUCAGGGACAUCGUUUUCUACAUGGUGGCCGUGUUCCUGACCUUCACCGUGCUCUUCCGCGGCAGGGUCACGCUGGCGUGGGCCCUGGGUUACCUGGGCUUGUAUGUGUUCUACGUGGUCACUGUGAUCCUCUGCACCUGGAUCUACCGGUGGCAACGGAGAAGAUCCCUGGCCUCCUCGGUGCCGGGGACCCCGGAAGUCCCCUCGGACGCCGAGGAGGACCGGGCGUCUUCCAACACCAACAGCUAUGACUACGGGGAUGAAUACCGGCCGCUGCUGCACCAGGAGACCACGGCCGAGAUCCUGGCCCACGCCCUCAACCCCCUGGACCUCAGGAAGUGGAGGAGCAAGUCCACCUACUGGAGGGCCCUCAAGGUGUUCAAGUUGCCCGUGGAGUUCCUGAUGCUGCUCACGGUCCCCGUCGUGGACCCGGACAGGGACGACCGGAACUGGAAACGGCCCCUCAACUGUCUGCACCUGGUCAUCAGCCCCCUGGUCCUCGUCCUGACCCUGCAGUCGGGCGUCUAUGGCGUCUACGAGAUCGGCGGCCUCCUGCCCGUCUGGGCCGUGGUGGUGAUCGCAGGCACAGCCCUGGCUUCCGUGACCUUCUUUGCCACGUCCAACCGCAAGCCCCCCAGGCUGCACUGGCUCUUUGCUUUCCUGGGCUUCCUGACCAGCGCUCUGUGGAUCAACGCGGCCGCCACGGAGGUCGUGAACAUCUUGCGGUCCCUGGGCGUGGUCUUCCGGCUGAGCAACACCGUGCUGGGGCUCACACUGCUGGCCUGGGGGAACAGCAUCGGAGACGUCUUCUCGGAUUUCACACUGGCGCGCCAGGGCUACCCAAGGAUGGCUUUCUCGGCCUGCUUCGGUGGCAUCAUCUUCAACAUCCUCGUGGGCGUGGGGCUGGGCUGCCUGCUCCAGAUCUCCCGGAGCCACGCGGAGGUGAAGCUGGAGCCGGACGGGCUGCUGGCCUGGGUCCUGGCGGGCGCGCUGGGGCUCAGCCUGGUCUUCUCCCUGGUGGCCGUCCCGCUGCAGUGCUUCCAGCUCAGCAAAGGCUACGGCUUCUGCCUGCUCCUGUUCUACCUGAGCUUCCUCCUCGUGGCCCUGCUCACCGAGUUCGGAGUGAUUCACCUGAGAGGCGCAUGACCGAAGCCGCCUGGUGGGGUGGCCUCGCCGCAGGGGACCCUCGGCCCCCCGCCAGGGGAGGACAGGGGACCAGCCCGCCCGUGAGUGGGCGCGGGCUCCUGUGGUGGCUCUGGGGCUCUCGCUGCCAGCCUGAUGUCGCUGCUGUGCGCGGGAGGACCGCUGCGUCCCUUGAGCUGCCAGCACCCCACCGGCUCAUUGCUGGACUUCGGAGAUGGCUUUGCCCCGGCCGCGGGUCCGGACGGAAGCUCUCCGAGGCCGCCUUCAGUCACCGCCAGAGCUCUCUGGGGACGGCGGGGUAUGGGGAAGGGGCGGCAUGGCGGGCAGCCUCGUGCUGGAGCCCCCUGGCGUGUCAGGGUCGCAACACCUGCGCAGACGCAGGCUCUGCCCGACCCCUCACUGGGCCUGUGGUGCCACCUCCUCAGGGCGCAAGUGGCCGCCCAACCCUGACUCAGGGAACCAACCGGGUGACAGGACCCCCAGGCCUCAGGCCACCGAGGCUGAGCUCCAGGG
Microcebus murinus (gray mouse lemur) is the source of this 2476-nucleotide messenger RNA. The record is from RefSeq and is a predicted model, not a curated record. NCBI's taxonomy places the organism in Eukaryota, Metazoa, Chordata, Mammalia, Primates, Cheirogaleidae.